Molecule: messenger RNA, 1125 nt
Organism: Morus notabilis
Lineage: Eukaryota; Viridiplantae; Streptophyta; Magnoliopsida; Rosales; Moraceae
Product: cell number regulator 8
Exons: 3
Coding region: 176-904 (242 amino acids)
Source: RefSeq, a predicted model, not a curated record
CGACACAAACAACAUAAGGACAGCGACCUGUUGACCGCUUCUCCCUCUCUCUCUCUCUCUUAUUUCCUUCUUACCGAUCCAAAGACCCCGAGUUUCGAAUUCCUUGUCCGUUUCUCUCUCUUUCUCUUUGUCUGUCCGAUUUCAAUUUAGGUAUUUUCGAGCUCUUCGAACGAUCAUGGCGAUCAACAACAGCAACGACAACAAUAGCCACGAGGAAUCAAGCCCUCUGCUUGGCAAUCAAGUCGAGGGAGCUGAGAGAAUCGACGAGAAGCCUCUGAAGGCUUCGCCGGAGGCAAAACCGACGGCGAAAUCUCCGGCGCCGGAGGAAUGGACCGCCGAUGGACUGCCGUUAGGUCACGGGAGCGUGGUUGGGGAGCCGAUUGGGAGGACUCAGUGGGACUCCAGCCUCUUCGCUUGCCUCGGACGCAACGAUGAGUUCUGUAGCAGCGAUCUUGAAGUUUGUCUUCUUGGAAGCUUGGCUCCUUGUGUACUGUAUGGAAGCAAUGUUGAAAGACUUAGAUCGAGUACUGGGACUUUUGCCAAUCACUGUUUACCUUACUCGGGCUUGUAUCUUCUUGGGAAUUUCUUUUUUGGUGGAAACUUACUUGCUCCGUGGCUUUCAUAUCCCAGCCGUUCUGCUAUCCGUAGGAAGUUUAACCUAGAGGGCAGCUGUGAAGCGCUUAACAGGUCAUGUGGGUGCUGCGGUAGCUUUGUGGAAGGUGAAUGGCAACGCGAACAGUGCGAGACUGCAUGCGACUUCGCAACUCACAUCUUCUGCCACACAUGUGCCCUUUGCCAGGAAGGCCGUGAGCUUCGUCGCCGGCUGCCUCAUCCAGGAUUCAAUGCUCAAGCAGUGUUGGUUAUGAUUCCUCCAGCAGAGCAGACGAUGGGGCGUGGAGCUUGAUGGUAUCUGCCUGGACGUGAAAGAGUUGUGCCUUUUUAAGUGUGAUGAUAUGAUACCUAUAAUUGUUUAGUCACUGUCUUGUCUGAUCUGGAUUUCUCGUUUUUCCUCUUUUAUAUACUUGGUUUCUCGCCUAGACAUAAAUAACAUGAAACUAUUUACUUCUGGAUAUUUGAUGUUUAUAAAGUAAAUAAUAUGUAUUAUGUGUUGCUUGUUUUGGGAUA